AUGGGUGACGAAGAUUGGACUAGACCGGAUCUUCCAAGUAAAUGCACAUAUGCGGAACAUAUGCCAGUACACCAAAGUCCACACUUCCACAAUCCUUACUGGACACGUCCAAGGAUAGCCACCAGUUCCUUGGAUUUGAUUGGUUGCACACCUCUUGUCCGAUUGAACUCCAUACCCAAAUCCGAGGGUUUGCAAUGUGAAGUUUUGGCCAAAUGUGAAUUUCUGAACAGCGGUGGAAGCGUAAAAGAUCGCAUUGCAAAACGUAUGGUUGAGGAGGCCGAACGCAGUGGGCUGCUGAAGCCUGGUGAUACUAUAAUCGAACCCACAUCAGGAAAUACAGGAAUCGGACUCGCUUUGGUGGCCGCAAUUAAGGGUUACCGUUGUAUCAUUGUAAUGCCUGAGAAAAUGAGCAAAGAGAAGGAAUUCAUGCUUCGCGGUUUGGGAGCGGAAAUUAUACGCACACGUACCUCGGCCAACUUUGAUGAUGAAGAUUCACACGUGCGUAUCGCUGAAAGACUUAAGCAAGAAAUUGGUCCGACAGCACAUAUUUUGAAUCAGUACAUUAACCCGUACAACCCAAUAGAGCAUUACGAUCAGACUGCGGAAGAAAUUCUGCGUGACUGUACCGAACCUGACGGUCACAUUCGGUUGAAUGUAUUAGUUGCUGGGGCUGGGACCGGCGGCACCAUAACUGGCUUAUCUCGGAAAAUCAAAACUAGACUACCCACAUGCCAGAUCGUAGGUGUCGAUCCGGAGGGCUCAAUUCUGGCCGACUUGACCGCUGACAACCCACAACCUUACGAUGUCGAGGGUAUUGGGUAUGAUUUCAUCCCAACGGUACUGGAUCGUUCGGGCGUGGAUAAAUGGUACAAAACUAUAGAUCCAGAGUCAUUGCUAAUGGCUCGACGUAUUCUUCGCGAGGAGGGUCUGCUGUGCGGAGGAAGUAGUGGGGCAGCUCUGGUUGCCGCUCUACAAGCUGCCCAUGAUUUCAGUUUGGGCAAAGAUGAUCGACUUGUGGUCAUUCUUCCGGAUUCUAUACGGAACUAUAUGACCAAAUUCCUCUCAGACGGCUGGAUGUACAACCGUGGAUUCAUAGACUUGCCCGCUGGAAAGGAAUUUCGAAACAAUUGGAUGCACAAAUCCGUUGGUGAACUGCUUCGCACUCUUCCCAAGCCAGUCAUCGUUACAUCUGAUCAGACAAUCAAACAAGUAGUCACGGAACUCAAUGAAUGUGGUUCAUCGCAUGCAAUCGUGCAGGUUUCCAAUGUGGAUAAGUCAAUCUUGGGCCUAUUUGAUUCGGUUGCACUUCAGACACUUUUGACCGGAUCGGCCUCUCCUAGUGAUCCUGUUAAGCAUGCACUGGACAAAGGUGUGAGACAACUACCAAGCACUGUCCACGUCGAAGAGCUUGGUCGUCGCCUCAUGAUUGAACCUGUCGUGAUUGUAACCGACAAAACUGAUCAUUGGUUGAUCACUCAAGAGGAUUUUCUCAAAUGGGCAGUCACACAAUGCAUCUAA
Molecule: messenger RNA, 1518 nt
Organism: Echinostoma caproni
Lineage: Eukaryota; Metazoa; Platyhelminthes; Trematoda; Plagiorchiida; Echinostomatidae
Source: the annotation of a GenBank genome assembly